UGUUGCCCAGAGAUGGAAUCUCAUUUACUGUGGCACAAACCUGCUCCCUACAUCCCCCAUUUAACUUGUGCCCUGUCCUGGGCACCUGGAUGCCUCCCGGAUGCCUGGGUCCUUUUCCCCCUGCAGACAUGGACGAGGAUUUCCGGCAGUACCUGUGUGACUAUGUCACCAGCGUGGUGCGCUCAGCAGGGACACACGUCCGGACGGACCGAGCCGGGCAGGUGCUGACGGGGGCUCAGCUGGCUGCCAGGAUCAAGGACGUCUCCCGAUACUUGAAGACCCAACGCUACGACUUCUCCUCUGCUGUGAAGAUGGCUGAAGCAUUUGCAGCGAUGAGAAAGGAGAAAAACAGCAAAGCAGUAGAAGCCGCCAGGAGAGAAUAUGAACAAUUUGUGCAGGAGCUGGACCGUGGCCACCAGAGUAUAAACUGCUGCCUGAGGGUGAAGCCUGAGGAGAUGAAGAGACGGCUGGAGGGGAAACGCUGGGAGCUGCUGACGCAUUGCCAGGGGCAGCUGUGGGGCGAGGACCCCCAGAAACAGGCUGCCCUGAAGGUGCUGGAGCAGGGGCUGGCCGGGAAGACGUCCAAGUUCCUAACGGCCUACGGACAGCGCUUUAAAGAGAAGGCUGUGCGGCUGGGCCUGUACAUUGGAGGGAGUGUCCUGGCUGUGGUGGGUGCGGGUGUUGUGGCGGGCAUCAGCCCAAGUCUGGUGGUCAAGGUCGGAGCCGGGGGCCUUGUCCUGAUCAGGAGGAUGGUGGGAAGAUGGAUGUGGGGCUAAUUUGGUUUUAGAAUACAACAGGCACCAACGCCCCAGGGCAGGGGGAUGAGGGGCAGGGUAUUCAGAUCAGGAGCCCCUGCUGCGGGGUGACAGAGAGUGGGGAAGAACCAUCACACCCCACCCCGUGCAAGACUCUGUCCCAGCCCUCAGCACUGGGAACCUCUGUAUGCAAAGGAUGGGGAUAGAUAGAUAGAGGGGGUGGAUGGGGAUAGAUAGAUAGAUGGGGUCAAUGGGGAUAGAUAGAUAGAUAGAUGUAUGGAGUGGAGAUAGAUAGAUAGAUAACCCUUCUGCCCUUCAGCGUUAGCAGGAACAAGGGCCGGGUUCAGGAUCUAGGGGUUCCAUUUCAAUAACACAAGGCAAAACCGGCUUGAGUCCCCACCCAGUGACCUGGGACAAUUACAUACCACCCCCCGGGCUCCUCUAA
Chrysemys picta bellii (western painted turtle) is the source of this 1200-nucleotide messenger RNA. Lineage: Eukaryota; Metazoa; Chordata; Testudines; Emydidae. The record is from RefSeq and is a predicted model, not a curated record.